AUGGCGUCGACACGGAUCGACCCUGACUUCGAUCGCUAUUUCCAGACUAUGGACUGGAUGGACGGUGACUUUAUUCAUGAGCAAAGCCCACCUCAGCAUGGGGCGGAGCCUGGUAGAGCUUAUCACAGCCCAACAUCUACCAACCACUCUCAUGGGCCUUACAUACCAGAGGCAUCGGAAUGUGCCAGCCAGAAUGCAUGGCACUUCCCGCGUGGUCAAAACGUUUCGCUUCAGUCAUACCACGGCGUCAACGGAGGUCCAUCCCAACACGAGCCGGUGCCACACAAUUUCGAUCAGAGGUCUUCCAGGGCUCAAGCAACUACGGGCUUGCUUCAUCAAAGCUCCUCUGGCCUACCAGCAAGCCAUGUGGCUCCGGCGAAUGGCGAGGCCGACCGGGAAGUAUCAUUCUCUCUAUCAGGCCAACGCACAAGAAGAAGCACGGUUGUCGAGGUUUCUUGGCUAGCUUCUUCUUCUGACAACCUUCCAGAAGGAGCAUACCAGGACCCUUCGGAUGCGGUUGGAUAG
Messenger RNA from Penicillium subrubescens, 525 nucleotides. RefSeq lists its product as uncharacterized. The transcript is spliced from 2 exons. Lineage: Eukaryota; Fungi; Ascomycota; Eurotiomycetes; Eurotiales; Aspergillaceae. The record is from RefSeq and is a predicted model, not a curated record. Bases 1 to 525 code for a protein of 174 amino acids.